Molecule: messenger RNA, 3954 nt
Organism: Saccostrea cuccullata (small rock oyster)
Lineage: Eukaryota; Metazoa; Mollusca; Bivalvia; Ostreida; Ostreidae
Exons: 2
Source: RefSeq, a predicted model, not a curated record
GGUUUAUAUAUCUUUUUCUUUUUUUUCUUUUAAAAAUUAAUUGCAAGUUAUUAUUCUGUUUUGUAAAAGUUACUUAAACUAUUUAAUUUUGUUUUAUGGAAAUUUGAGCUUUCAUUUAAAGUAAAAUUCGGUUUUAAAUAAUUAAUUACACAAAACCCAGUUAUGCAGUUUUAAGGUUUUUAUUGUUUAAACUUUUUAUAAAACUAGUUCUCAGGCAAUAUCCACUAUUAUACAUGGAUUAAUAUUAUUUGUUUCAAUUAUUUUUGUUAAAAUCAGCAAAGUUCGGAAAUAAUUUGUUCAGUUUAGGUUUUGGGUUUUACUGUUUAUUAAACUGGUUUUCACUUUUCACAAUGUUGAACAAACAAACCAUGCGGCGAGUAUCUUUUAUAUUGUAAGUUUUUACGAAGUAUUUCUUUGAUUGAUCAAGUUGUAGGAAUGGUUAGAUAAAAUAAUGAUGUUUAUAAUUCUUCUUAUUUUGGUUUAAAGUUAUUUAUAUUGAUAAUGUUAACUUAAACUUGUUUACAUUUUGUCAGUUCGAAUUUCCUUAGCCAAUGUUUACCUUCACUACUUAUUUAGUUAAAUGACUUUGUUUCGAUUUGUUUUUAAAUAGAGUGAGUAUUUUUAUAUUGUUUAAUCACUCUAUUAGUCACCAGAGUUAAGUAAGUUAGGGCACCAACCUUUGUAAUGCGUUAUGCAGAUAGAAAUGAUUUUUAUUGUACCUGGUGACUAUAUAUUUUGUUACAUUCUUAUCGGAGACCUGAAUAAAGCAGUAUAUUUUACUUAGCACUUCCCUGUGUCUAAUUUCAGAGUAAUCGUCCCAAACCUAUUUGGACUGGACAUUACGUCAUUAAGGGUCCUCUACACUGCCAGCGAGUCAAGUUCCCCAACUAUUCAAAUCGUACAAAAACACGACACGAUAACUGGUGGAGUAGAUCCAAAACCCGGAUUUUAUGAACUACAACCUAAGGAAAAGGAGCACCAAGAUGCCAACACCAUCCAAUGGAGGAAGAGAGUCACCAGUGGAAAACGAGACCACAGAGUUGGAACAAAUGAAAAAGACAUUACAGGAAAGGGAGAAAGAGAUAGCAGCCCUUCAGGAGAAGAAUGAAGAAUUCCAACUUAGAGAAAUGGAGAUACGUCGAAGAGAGUCUAGACAAAUUCAAGCGAGGGAGGAGGAGAUCGAGAACCUCCAAGAGCAACUACGACGAGGAAGCUCCAGACCACUACCCACAACCAUGUCUCAUGCUACGCCUAAAGUAAAGUUAGACAAGUAUGACGGAAAGACGUCCAUCAUUCAGUGGUGGCUUAAGUUCAUCACAUUCAUAAACCUCCAACGCCUGACAGAGAAAAUGGCCAUCGAGACGCUACCAUUUUAUCUAGCCGGAGCUGCGGAGUCAUGGUUCUUUUCGCUUGACGAGGCAUUUAAACAUUCUCUGUCCACCAUCAAGGAAGCCAUCCAUCAACGAUUCCAACCAUCCUCCAGAAAUAAUCUUCAACUGAUGGAUGUGAAACAAAAACAAACUGAAUCGGUGGAGGAUUUUAUACAUAGGGUAACUCAGAUGACUACCGAUAGACGAGUGGACCAGGAUUGGCUGAUCACUGUAAUCAUGAAUGGCCUGAAACCAGACAUAGGAGCCGAUGUGAUCAAAGUGGACCCCAAAUCCCUGGAGGAACUAAGAAAUGUGGCCGCCCGAGCUGAAGUUGCCGAGAGACGCCGGACCAACUCUCCUGCCCUACAGGAGAACACUAACCUUGCUCUUUUGAAUGCAUUGCAGGAAAUCAGAGAUGACAUGAAAGCUAACCAGAGGAAGUUUUCCCCUCAGCAGUCCCGGCGCCCUGGAAAGCCAAAGCCGCAACAAGGAUACAGACUACCACCUCCCCAGGCCUAUCAGCAGUCACCCCCGUGGCACCAGCAACCACCAACCCAAUGGCAGCAACCACCACCACCUCCUGGCCCACAGCCUGGAUACAAUCGACCACCCCAGCCUUACAACAACAAGGGGAACUUUGGAAUUCAACACUACAUGUUUGGGGUAUUCAUGAUGUUGUCCUUGUGUAUGGUGAUGGGCCAAGCAAGUCAAGUGGAUCCAUCUACUACCAAUGUCAUACAGCGUAUCAACUAUGGUGUUAUUUUUCAACAACAGUCAAAAAUCAUGUUAGCUCAAGAGUAUUGGCUGCAUACUUUUCAUAUUCCUUUGCCAACAAGAUUUAAGGUCAAAAAGGUUCCUUUUUGUUCACUUGGUAAUACUCACGAAAUAGCUUCUUGUUUGCUACUAAACAAUUUGGCUAACUUUAUCCAUGGUCUGCAUGAAGAAACUUUAUUACAUUUCAAUGAAACAUUGCAAUCCAUUAGAAAUAUGAUCCCUCAAACAAAACUUAUAAGUAAUCAAAGACAAACACGUGCACUUUUGCCCUUUAUUGGAUCUUUGUCAAAAAGUAUAUUUGGUACGGCAACCAUGGAUGACGUUAACAUUUUAGCUGGUCAUAUCAAUGCUUUAAAUAGAAAAACAGAAACUUUAGCUAAAGCUUUGGAACAGCAUGGUUCACAUCUUUCAUCUUUUAUUUCACUUACGGAUAAACGAAUGAAAAAUCUGGUACAUGGAAUAAAAUCAAAUUCUGAUUAUAUAACGAGUGUAGCAACUGCUUUUAAUAACAAAUUGUACAAUCUUGAGGCUGCUUUUACAAAUGUGUCAGAAAUUCUUAUCAACCAGGUGAAUCAAGCUACAUUACUUAGAUCAAAAUUCACUAAGUUAGAAAAUGCAGUGGAAAAUCUCUUGGAAGGAAAAAUUAGUCCAUUUCUUAUUCCAAAACACAUUUUGUCAAAAGUUAUUUCUAAUAUUCGGCAUAAACUUAGAAAGUCAUAUCAGAAAUUCUAUUUGGUUCAACUUGAUGCCUCUUUCUACUAUUCAGGUGGAAAAUUUCUGUUUGCAAGACAUAAUAACAAUUUGUUUAUCACGGUAAAAUUUCCAAUUUCUUCCCAGAGACUUCCACUGAAUUUAUACAAGGUAAUCAGUCUGCCUGUACCCACUUCAGAGAAUGUUACCUCUAAAAUGCAAGCUACACAACUUUUGUCCUUGUCAGAUUAUUUUGCGAUCACACCUCAUCAUGAUUAUUUUUUGUCUUUAAACUCAAAAGAGUUGACAGAUUGUGUACAUGGGACUUCUAUUUUAUGUUAUUCUAAUUGGGCCCAGUCGCCUAUAACUGUCCCUGACUGUACCAUGGCUUUGUUCGCAAAUGAUGUUAGAAAAAUUAAAGAGUUAUGCAAUUUUAGAUAUCUUCAAAAUCUAUUGAAAUCCAACAUUUUGGAAUUAUCUCCAACUUCUGUGCUGUUAUAUAACACUCCCACUGUAAUUUUAGAUUGCCCAAAAGAAAAGAAGGUUUUGAAAGGUUGUGCUUUUUGUGUAGUGCAUAUUCCAUGUAGGUGUUCUUUAUCCACGGAAACAUUGUUCUUUGCCCCACGCUUGGUCAAUUGUUAUAAGUCAUCAUCAAAUUUUUCUGUUAUUCACCCUGUAAAUUUAGCCCUUUUACAAGAAUUCUUUGAUGAGUCUAAAUUGAGUCAUGUUUUUGGAAAUACUUAUUUUCCCACACCUAUAAAUAUGUCCAUUCCUGAAUUUGUGUUUUACAACCAUACUAUGCAUGAUGUUUUAGCCAAUGAUCAAAAAGCCCAUUUGAAUUUGAAGAAAAUAGCAAAAGCUGUAAAGAACGACCAGAAAAUUUUUAAAUCUCUUGCUGAACCUUUGUUAGAUGGCCAAAUUGAAAUUCCUCAAGAAUGGCCCAAUACCUCUGACAUCAUUACUUUAGUGUCUUUAUGCUUAGCAGGUUUAUGCUUAAUAGUAUGUAUCUUAUUAUGCAUCAAGGUCAGAAAAAUUUGCACUACCUUAUUAAUUUUGAAAGAGGUCCAACAUGCUUCCUCUAAGGAUAUCCCCUCAUUUAUUUAUAGAAAACCUGUCACGG